Molecule: messenger RNA, 2099 nt
Organism: Lycium barbarum (goji berry)
Lineage: Eukaryota; Viridiplantae; Streptophyta; Magnoliopsida; Solanales; Solanaceae
Product: 65-kDa microtubule-associated protein 1-like
Exons: 10
Coding region: 212-1948 (578 amino acids)
Biological process (GO): microtubule cytoskeleton organization; cytokinesis by cell plate formation
Cellular component (GO): spindle; cytoplasm
Molecular function (GO): microtubule binding
Source: RefSeq, a predicted model, not a curated record
ACGUUCAGCUUACUCAGUCGGCCCCCACUGGUCCUCUAUAUUUGCGACUUCCAAUAUAUCCUUUUCUUCUCUUUCCUUUCUGCUUACUGAUUACUUCACAAACACACUGAUAUAGUUGUGAUUGUUAAGUAAAAGCCGUGUUAGUAUUAGAUCUGUACACCACAUUUCCCACAAAAAUAAACCCUACACUGUCUGAUCCGAGUGACUGAAGAUGGCAGAAGUGGAUGCUCAAAAUCCUCUUCGUGGAGAAACAAGUUGUAGUUUUCUACUACAACAGUUGCAGCAAAUAUGGGAUGAAGUUGGUGAAACUGAUGAUGAUCGAGAUAAGAUGCUUCUUCAGAUAGACCAAGAGUGCUUGGAUGUCUACAAGAGAAAGGUUGAUCAAGCAGUGAAGUCACGGGCUCACCUUCUUGAGGCUUUGGCAGAUGCCAAAGUUGAAUUCUCCAGGCUGCUAUCCGCCCUUGGAGAGAAAACAUGUGAUGGAAUUCCUGAGAAGACUUCAGGCUCAAUUAAAGAACAACUUGCAGCUAUAGCACCAGCGCUGGAAAAACUGUGGAAACAGAAAGACGAUAGGGUAAAAGAGUUCUUGGAUGUACAAUCACAAAUUGAGAAGAUUAGCAGUGAGAUAGCAGGGACUAGUGAACAAGUAGAGAGUCCUAAAGUAGACGAGUCUGAUUUAUCUCUUAAAAAGCUGGAUGAGUUUCAUGGACAGCUUCAAGAUCUUCAAAAAGAAAAGAGUGAGAGACUGCACAAAGUCCUUGCAUUCGUGAGCACAAUACAUGACCUAUGUGCUGUUCUAGGCAUUGACUUCUUUAGUACUGUCACUGAAGUUCACCCAAGCCUGAAUGAUUCUACUGGUGUACAAUCAGAAAGUAUAACCAAUGACACACUAUCAAGUCUGGCUAGAACAGUCUUAGCAUUAAAGGAAGAUAAGAAGCAAAGAUUGCAGAAGCUCCAAGAACUUGCAACUCAGCUUAUUGAUUUAUGGAAUUUGAUGGAUACAACCGAAGAAGAACGAAGGUUGUUUGACCAUGUCACAUGCAACAUAUCGGCUUCAGUUGAUGAAGUGUCUGCUCCUGGGGCUCUUGCUCUUGAUCUGAUUGAACAGGCUGAAGUGAAAGUUGAAAGACUUGAUCAACUUAAAGCUAGCAGGAUGAAGGAGAUUUCUUUCAAAAGACAGGCUGAACUGGAAGACAUUUAUGCUCGUGCCCACAUAGAGAUUGAUACUGAGGCGGCUCGAGAAAAAAUUAUGGCACUGAUCAAUUCUGGGAGUGUUGAUCCUGCAGAGUUACUAGCUGACAUGGACAAUCAGAUUGUAAAUGCAAAAGAAGAGGCUCAUAGCAGGAAAGAAAUAUUGGAUAAAGUUGAGAAAUGGAUGGCAGCUUGUGAAGAAGAGAGCUGGCUUGAAGACUACAACCGGGAUCAUAACCGGUAUAAUGCAAGCAGAGGUGCACACUUAAAUUUGAAGAGGGCUGAAAAGGCUCGGAUAUUGGUCAGCAAAAUUCCAGCUCUUGUGGACUCCUUGAUUGCCAAAACAAGAGCAUGGGAACAAGAUCGCGACACCACAUUCGCAUAUGAUGGUGUUCCACUGCUUGCCAUGCUAGACGAAUAUAUGAUGCUCAGGCACGAUAGAGAAGAAGAGAAAAGAAGGUUGAGGGACCAGAAGAAGUUCCAUGAGCAGGUCAAAGAACAAGAAACACCAUUCGGAUCAACACCAAGCCCUGCUCGACCGCUUAGUACAACAAAGAAGGUGGUGGGUCCACGAGCAAAUGGGUCAGCCAACAGAAGGCAUUCUCUUAACUCACAUCAAAAUGGUUCCAGGUCAACAACUAAAGAUGGAAAGAGAGACCACUCAAGAACGGUUGCUCCUGUGAACUUUGUUGCCAUUUCAAAAGAUGACGCAGCCUCUCACAUUUCCGGAACUGAACGUCUUCCCAGCACACCAUAGUAACUACUGAAUUAGAGAAUAUGUGCAAUAUCUUCUGUUAUUAGUAGUCCGGAUCAUGUAGCAGGAUAAAUAUUUUGACUUGAGUAAUCACAUAUGGAGACUGAUUGUAUUAUAGUGGUAAUAGUAGAAAUUCCUUUGAAUCGUUUGCAUU